UUCAGUGUGCGCCAAGAUGGCGGCUUCCAUCGCCUUGUACCUUCCACAUCGUCGCGUUUGUAACUAAACCGCUUUUCCACCGUCCGUUUCAGCUCACACAAAGGCAGAGGGGAACCGAGUGGGCGUCAAUGGCUGACGGAAGUGGUUUCCUCAUGGUAGCUUGGUGCGUGGAGCCGGUGUCAAUGUCGGCCUAAGGGAGGGCUGUCUUAACACAGUAUGGCCACCGAGAACAGGAUCAAUUUUUGGAGGAGAAACGCAAAGGUUCCAGGAAGUGUGCAGCCUGUUUAUGGAGCACAGCAUCCUCCUCUCGACCCAUGUCUGCGACGCUCGUAUCCCAAAGACACAAAGCUGAAGUUAAACAAUCUCAAAUCUAAAAAGACAUCAAGCUUCCAUGAGUUUGCACGGAGCACAAAUGAUGCUUGGGACAUUGAUGACGACGAGGAGGAUGACGAUUUCCUUGGUAGCCCUACCCUGUGUUCUUCCCUGCCAUCGGAAAUGCAGUCUGCAUUCACUCAGAAGCAGACGCACGAUGCGGCUGCUGUCACACAAAGUGGGAUUUCACAAACAACAGAGGAGGAAACUGAGCGCGAGGUUGUAAACAGCAAGGUGAUCAAGUCAAACAGCGAGGUCCACCUUAGUACAUCCUCAGUUCGCGCCACACUGCAGAAGCAGCAUUCUCUCCCAGUUCGACCCAUCAUCCCUCUGGUGGCUCGCAUUUCAGACCAGAAUGCAUCAGGAGCCCCUCCCAUGACCGUGCGGGAAAAGAGCCGGCUGGACAAAUUCAAGCAACUGCUGGCUAGUGCCAACACUGACCUUGAGGAGCUGCGGAAGCACAGCUGGUCAGGCAUACCAAGGGAAGUCCGUCCUAUCACAUGGAGGCUUCUCUCUGGUUACCUGCCGGCCAACAAGGAGCGCAGAGAGCUUGUGCUCAAAAGGAAGCGAGAGGAGUACUUUGGCUUCAUUGUGCAAUAUUACCACUCCAGAACGGAUGAGCACUACAAAGACACAUACCGACAGAUUCACAUCGACAUUCCGAGGACCAACCCUCUGAUUCCAUUGUUCCAGCAGCCUGUAGUGCAAGAGGUGUUUGAGCGUAUCCUCUUCAUCUGGGCAAUUCGACACCCAGCCAGUGGCUACGUCCAGGGGAUCAAUGAUCUAGUCACGCCCUUUUUUGUUGUCUUCCUGUCUGAGUUUGUCAUGGAGGACAUGGAGAACUUUGAAGUGGCUGCUCUUUCUCUGGAGAUUCAGAGAAACAUUGAGGCAGACAGCUUCUGGUGUAUGAGCAAACUGUUGGACGGAAUACAGGACAAUUACACCUUCGCUCAGCCAGGAAUCCAGAACAAAGUCAAAGCUUUAGAAGAGCUUGUCAGUCGGAUCGAUGAGGACAUUCACAAUCAUUUCAAAAAGUAUGAGGUGGAAUAUCUGCAGUUUGCUUUCCGUUGGAUGAACAAUCUGUUGAUGAGGGAGCUGCCACUGCGUUGCACAAUCCGUCUCUGGGAUACAUACCAGGCUGAAGCAGAAGGGUUCUCCCACUUUCACUUGUAUGUCUGUGCCGCUUUCCUCAUUGAGUGGCGCAAAGAAAUUCUCUCCAUGGUUGACUUUCAGGGCCUUCUUAUACUACUGCAGAACCUUCCCACAAUCCACUGGGGUAACGAAGAAGUAGGCCUUCUUCUGGCUGAAGCUUACAGACUGAAAUACAUGUUCGCGGAUGCUCCCAGCCACUAUAAGAGAUAGACUUUUUAUUUUAUAGCACAUACAGUGCUUGAACAUUUAAAGUCUGUGAGCCUUCUGAUUAGCCUACAAAGACAGGCCUGUGAAAAUGAAUCCUCAUGGUGAAAAUCACACUGGACUUGGUGGUGAAUGUGGGACUAUUUUGCCAUUCUCUUUUGCAAUUUAACACUGGACUGUUACAGUAUAGAAGCACACACAACUGUCAUCUUGCUCCAGUCAUGUAACUCUUGAUUGUUUCUCCUGUUUAAUGUAUUUUCUGGAGAACAUUCUGUGAUUUAAAGGGAUAGUGAAUGUCUUUAAUACCAUCCUUUUAAUCAAAGGUAGUGUACAGAUAAUAUUUUUACUUAUUUUUUUAAGUCAUUGUUUUAAGAAGUACUGAAUAUGAAUUGCAAGAUAGAUAGUAAGAUAGAAGUCUCAUACAUCAAAAUAGUUGAACACUGUAAAGAGUUGAAAAAAAAAUAUUAAACCUAUGUCACUCCCAACUUCCUUCAGACAAAUUUUGCUUAAAGUGGGGAUAAACGUUAUAGAAAAUGGAUGGAUGGUCAGUUAUUUGCAAUGCACAAUCAGGUAAUCAGAGGGAGAGGUCCUCUUAAUUAUAAUUAAUUAUAUACUUAAUGCGCUUGCAUUUACAGGUAUAUGAACUGAGAGGAGCAGACUAAGAGUUUGAUGUUGAUAUUAUUUGCUGUUACAUUUCACCUGGCUAAAAGUGUCAGAAGGCAUUUUUGUUUUAAAUGUGGUUUGUUUGUGAUUUUUACACCCUCCAACUGCUCGAGGGGAAAUGAAGACCGCAAUGCUAAUGUAGCUUUAGCACUCGUUUUAGUUGGUCUUAUUUUAUGAUGAAAGUAACACAUUGGUUUAAAAUUUUAUAUUUCAGUUGGGGUCGUCAAAAUACAACUCGUGGUUCCCAAAAUCAUGUACAGUAUUAUACUGGUAUGUCUGAGCUUUCAACUUUUGAGUUUCAGGCAUAGUUUUGGUCCCUCGGUAAUGAUUUUGCCAAAUGUCUCUGUGGUAACAGCAGUCUUCUGUAUGAUCGUCGUAUAUACUGAGAGUUUCCUAGAGUAUUGCAUCACGUAACUUCCUACAUACCCUGUUGGUUUUUUAUAUAAUUUAGUCAAUGGUACUGAAGAAUACCGGUGCGUAUUUAAAAUUAAUUUAGCCAAAGUACAGUCCUAUUGUACUUGAUCAGUCAGUCCUGUGAAAGCAGUGUAGCUCAGCUCAGAAUAUGUGACGAUGCCUUUGUAAUGUACUGUACUCCUGAUGUUUAUGGUGUUACAAAAAUGCUUUGUCAUCAGUCAUGCUGCUUCUGUGUUUUUGUUUGGAUCACGUUGUUCUUGUGCCCACUUUAUGAAAUAAUCCAGGAGAUGUGGGAUGAAUGGGAAUUGGUCACCCAUUGUCAUUGUAGGAGAUCCUUUUAAUAGCAAAUGUUAAUUUGGUUAGACAGUCUUAGGCCUGUGGUACAAUAUGAUCCAAUAAAUGUGGAUUUAAUUCUACUAAAAUGUUGAUCAAGUAAUAUUUUGUGAUGUUGCUAAUGUCGGACUUAUUGUGGACUGGAAACCUGGCUUUUAUGGCAGCUAUUCAACAAAAUGUUUUGAUUGAAUCAUUUGGAUUUUCUAAUAUCAGUAAACUGCAAAGCUUUAUUUAAGUGAGGUGCUCGUGAUACCUUUAUAUCUAAACUAAAUCAAGUUUAGCACAGUAUACGCAUCAUUUUCUGACAGUUUUCCUUCAUUUUUGUUAGUGCUAAAAAUAUGUUCCCUGCAUAUGUGUUAUUCAUUCAGGUACAUUUUUUCCCCUCUUGCCCACCAUCAAGGUGUUGUUCAUUCCAUGAUUGUUUUUCAUAUUCAGUCGUUAUGUAUUUGUGACCAAUUAAUGAAUGUCUGUUUCUGUUCAAUAAAUGCCAACUCUUUAUUUGCAUCAAUACAUGCUGUUGAAUUAGCAGAUGUUUAAGCCUUAAAGAAAUAAUUUAAUUAUUACAGUACUUGCUGUAGUGUUCCUUGUUUAUAUUAAACGCUUGAUCUUCAUUCGA
Molecule: messenger RNA, 3754 nt
Organism: Phyllopteryx taeniolatus (common seadragon)
Lineage: Eukaryota; Metazoa; Chordata; Actinopteri; Syngnathiformes; Syngnathidae
Gene: tbc1d22b
Product: TBC1 domain family, member 22B
Exons: 14
Coding region: 217-1734 (505 amino acids)
Biological process (GO): activation of GTPase activity
Molecular function (GO): GTPase activator activity
Source: RefSeq, a predicted model, not a curated record